UGAGCGAGAGCCGCGGCUCGUGCUCUGGGUGACACUCGGAGCGGGAGUCAUGGGGAAGCUGCAGGAAUUUGACAUCACUUUUACCAACAACAAGGUGGUCUACGGUCCGGGGGAGUCCAUUAGCGGAACCGUGAGGAUUCGAACCGGCAGCUCGCUGCCGUACAAAGCCAUCAAGGUGAACUGCCAGGGCUCAUGUGGGAUCUCGAGCAAAGUGAACGACUCCUCGUGGAGUGUGGAGGAGCAGUACUUCAACAGCACGCUGUCAGUAGCUGACAAAGGAAUUCUUCCGCCGGGCGAGCACAGUUUCCCGUUCCAGUUCCUCCUUCCAGUCGCUGUCCCCACGUCUUUCGAGGGACCUUUUGGGAAGAUUAUUUACCGCGUGAAGUCGGCCAUCGACACGCCUCGCUUCUCCAAGGACUACAAAUCCCAGAGGCUCUUCUACAUCCUCAACAUGCUCAACCUCAACGAGGUUCCGGACAUCGAAAAUCCGAGUUUUGCAGUGACCACUAAGAAGUUCACCUACCUCCUGGUGAAGACGGGAACCCUGAUGCUGAAAACCUGCAGUGACAUGAAGGGUUACGUUCCGAGUCAGGUCAUCAAGUUAGCCACCGAGAUCCACAACAAGUCCGGCAAAGACACGGGCUACGUCCUGGCCAGUCUCGUACAGAAAGUGACCUAUAGGACCAAGCGGCCGGUCUUCGACCUGCGGACCAUCGCGGAGGUGGAGGGAGCGGGAGUGAAGGCCGGGAAGCACGCGGAGUGGAGGGAGCAGAUCAUCGUCCCUCCUCUUCCUCAGUCGGCCCUCGCCGGCUGCAGCCUCAUAGACAUCGAAUAUUUCAUUCAGGUGUCGCUAAAAUCUCCUGAGACAGUCGUCACGCUGCCCAUCUUCAUCGGAAACAUCCCGGUGAACCUGUCUCCCUCGAUGCCCGUCCCCCCCGGUCCAGACCCGACUCUGCCACCCGGUCUUCCGGGGGUGACGCCGAGCGCCCCGCCGGUGGAGGUGGACCCGGAGGACGAGCUCGGCGCAGGAGGCUUCGCCAACGAAGAGCUACCCACCAAGAGUCACUCUCAGCAGGACCCCUCGGUGCCGCCGGUCACCAUGUCCCCCAGCGCCUUCAGCCACGCGCCGGGCCAGAGGAGACCCGAUGCGUCCGCCCCGCUGUUCUGCUUGUCCACAGGAGCAACCAUCCCGUUCUUCAUGGAGGGAAACGUGACUCCGAUCCCCACUUCCUGUUCCCUCAUUCUGCCUCCAGAGUACAGCAGCUGCGACUACCCUCAAGAGCCGCCUCCCACCUACGAGGAAAGCUGCAGCAGCUUUGACAGCAGACAGUAA
Messenger RNA from Nematolebias whitei (Rio pearlfish), 1333 nucleotides. It is a transcript of the gene arrdc1b, whose product is annotated as arrestin domain containing 1b. The record is from RefSeq and is a predicted model, not a curated record. Gene Ontology annotation, biological process: protein transport. The transcript is spliced from 8 exons. Gene Ontology annotation, molecular function: ubiquitin protein ligase binding; ubiquitin-like ligase-substrate adaptor activity. Gene Ontology annotation, cellular component: cytoplasm. Bases 50 to 1333 code for a protein of 427 amino acids. Lineage: Eukaryota; Metazoa; Chordata; Actinopteri; Cyprinodontiformes; Rivulidae.